Messenger RNA from Gloeophyllum trabeum ATCC 11539, 1311 nucleotides. RefSeq lists its product as uncharacterized. The transcript is spliced from 7 exons. The record is from RefSeq and is a predicted model, not a curated record. The coding region runs from base 65 to 1174 and encodes 369 amino acids. Lineage: Eukaryota; Fungi; Basidiomycota; Agaricomycetes; Gloeophyllales; Gloeophyllaceae. Gene Ontology annotation, molecular function: GTPase activity.
GCGCUUCUACCUCGGACUUGGACGUAUUGCUCGACGAGGACUUUCCCAAAGAUUUCUGCCAAACAUGGAUGGAUCCAGCAGUACAUUAACAGAGGGGAAGAGAAAGCCGGUUGUAAUCAUUACGAUUGGCAUGGCGGGUGCAGGCAAAUCCACCUUUGUGCAGCGGAUUAACUCGUACCUGCACUCGCUUGACCCACCCUCGCCUCCUUACAUCCUCAACCUGGAUCCAGCAGUCACGCAUGUGCCAUUUGAUCCGAACAUUGACAUACGGGACACGGUCAAUUACAAGGAAGUAAUGAAGCAGUAUAACCUAGGGCCCAAUGGAGGCAUCUUGACAGCUUUGAACUUGUUCACAACCAAGCUUGAUCAAGUGUUGGACUUGGUGGAGAAACGUGCAGAGACAGUCGACUAUGUCAUCCUUGAUACGCCAGGGCAGAUAGAGAUCUUCACCUGGUCGGCGUCCGGUGCUAUUAUCACCGACGCGGUUGCCUCCUCAUUCCCCACCGUUGUCGCAUACAUCAUCGACACGCCGCGGACAACAGCACCAGCAACGUUCAUGUCGAACAUGCUCUACGCCUGCAGUAUCCUAUACAAAACGAAACUUCCUUUCAUCCUGGUGUUCAACAAAACUGAUGUGCAGCCUCACGAUUUCGCUGUGGAAUGGAUGCAGGACUUCGAGGCGUUCCAGAUGGCGCUCAAUUCCCAUAGCGGAACGACUGACUCUGAAGGCGAGCCAACGUACAUGAACAGCCUCAUGAAUAGCAUGAGUCUUGUGCUGGACGAAUUCUAUAAACACCUCAAGGCUGUGGGAGUGUCAAGUAUGACCGGGGCGGGUGUGAAGGAGUUCUUCGAAGCUGUCGAGGCAUCUCGAACGGAAUACGAGAAGGAAUACCUGCCCGAGCUGCAACGCGCCCGCGCCUCACGCGACAAGUCUCUGCAAGCCGUGAAAGAGGAAUCAAUGACACGAUUCAUGAAAGAUCUCUCCAUCGACCGAGAGCGGAAUCCGAAUGCGGCACUCCGGGACCGCUGGCGACCUGAAGACGAGGACGACGACGAGGAUCCAGACGUCAACAUAGUCGAUCGCAGCGAGGAGCCCUGGCCUGGCCAGUAUAUCGACGUUACUCGCUCACGAAAAGGAGACAGCGAAUCUGUCAACUGGCCUCGGCCGAGUUAGAGAUAAUCAAUGCGAGCCCAAAUGAAGUGAAGUGUAUUUGUAUUCUUGAAUUACGGUGUACUCUGGCAAGUCCGCGUUCCUCGUGUCUCCGAUGCGCCCCUCUACCUAUCCAGACAAUACAGGCCGCUGAGGACCAG